Messenger RNA from Sphaerodactylus townsendi, 6401 nucleotides. It is a transcript of the gene SUPT6H, whose product is annotated as SPT6 homolog, histone chaperone and transcription elongation factor. The record is from RefSeq and is a predicted model, not a curated record. Gene Ontology annotation, molecular function: DNA binding; nucleosome binding; histone binding. Gene Ontology annotation, cellular component: transcription elongation factor complex. Gene Ontology annotation, biological process: positive regulation of transcription elongation by RNA polymerase II; transcription elongation by RNA polymerase II; nucleosome organization. NCBI's taxonomy places the organism in Eukaryota, Metazoa, Chordata, Lepidosauria, Squamata, Sphaerodactylidae.
UCUCCAUCCGCCGGAAAUGGAAGCGGGGAAACAUCUACAUCACCCCCGGAACGUUUAGCAACAAACAGCGGGGGCUUUCCCCAUCUGGAUCUGAACGCGCGUCCAUUUCUGCCUCUAUGGUACAGCGAUUAGGUGCACGGAGGCCGCAUUCGGUUUGUUCCCCGACUCCGGAUGCCCGAGGCGCCUAGAGAACCGGAAGUUCGGAUCGUUUCCUGAAGAGACCUUUCCAGCCUGGACCAAUGAACACGGAGGUUUAGGCGACAACCGGAAACUGACUCGUGUCGCUCUGUCCAGCAGGUCCUCCGACGCUUUUCUGUUCCCCACCCCCGCCGGGGCCGCGCCGCAGCGCCUGCCUGAGCGAGCGAGGCCUCCAUUUUACCUCCGAGGGGCCAGAGAGGCGCUGGUGAGGGAGGCCGCCGGGCGAGCACCCCAUCCCUCCCUCCUCUUUCGGGGACCCAAGAGGCUCCCUUGGCCUGUCUAGAGGCCCAGACUCCAGCCGCGGAAGGAAGAAGUCCGGGGUCGUCGUAGCUGCGGCUAGACUUUGCCGGUCCAGACAGUUUUUCUGCUGUUGUCGCCAUGUCUGACUUUGUCGAGAGUGAAGCCGAGGAGUCGGAGGAAGAGUACAAUGAGGACGGGGAAGUGGUCCCCAGAGCACCCAAGAAGUUCGUACAGGAAGAAGAUGAUGAAGAAGAAGAAGAGAACCUGGACGAUCAGGAUGAGCAAGGGAACCUGAAGGGGUUCAUUAACGACGAUGACGAUGAGGAAGAGGAGGAAGAGGAAGAGGGCAGCGAUUCGGGAGACUCCGAGGAUGAUGUCGGCCAUAAGAAGAGGAAGCGCAAUUUUGAUGACCGCCUCGAGGACGAUGAUUUUGACCUCAUCGAAGAAAACCUGGGUGUCAAAGUUAAACGACAAAAAUUCAGGCGACUCCGAAAGAUGUCGGACGAUGAGGAUGACGAAGAGGAAGAUUACGGGAAGGAGGAGCACGAGAAGGAAGCCAUUGCCGAAGAAAUCUUCCAGGAUGGAGAGGGGGAGGAGGGGGGCGAGCCUGUCGAAGGCCCCAUUGGCCCUGCUGAUGAUGAGGAAGAAGAGGAGGAAGACGAGUCUGACAUUGACGAUUUCAUUGUGGAUGACGAUGGGCAGCCUCUUAAGAAGCCCAAAUGGAGGAAGAAGCUCCCUGGCUACACAGAUGCCGCUUUGCAAGAAGCUCAGGAGAUCUUUGGCGUGGACUUUGACUAUGAUGAGUUUGAGAAGUACAACGAGUACGACGAGGACCUGGAGGAGGAGUACGAAUACGAGGACGACGAGGCGGAAGGAGGCGAGACUCGUGUGCGGGCCAAGAAGACCGCCAAGAAGCGUGUCAGUCGCCGCAGCAUCUUUGAGAUUUAUGAGCCCAGCGAGCUGGAGAGCAGCCACCUGACAGACCAGGAUAACGAGAUUCGGGUGACGGACAUGCCCGAAAGGUUCCAGCUGCGCUCCAUUCCUGUGAAGAACUCCGAAGAUGAUGAGCUGGAAGAAGAGGCUGACUGGAUCUACCGGAAUGCCUUUGCGAUGCCCACCAUCUCCUUGCAGGAAACCUCUGAUUUCUCGGACCGCGGUCAGGCCGGCAGCAGCUUCAGCCGCAAGGGCCCCAGCACCAUCCAGAAGAUUAAAGAAGCUCUGAAUUUCAUGCGCAAUCAGCAUUUUGAGGUCCCGUUCAUAGCCUUCUACAGGAAGGAGUACGUGGAACCAGAGCUGAAUAUCAACGACCUGUGGCGUGUUUGGCAGUGGGAUGAAAAGUGGACUCAACUGAAAAUCCGUAAGCAGAAUCUGACCCGCCUCUUUGAGAAAAUGCAGGCCUACCAGUACGAGCAGAUCUCUGCUGAUCCAGACAAGCCUCUGGCUGAUGGAAUACGGGCUCUGGACACCACUGAUAUGGAAAGGCUGAAGGAUGUACAGUCCAUGGAUGAACUUAAAGACGUAUACAACCACUUCCUGCUCUACUACGGCCGAGACAUUCCCAAGAUGCAGAAUGCAGCCAAAGCCAACCGCAAGAAGCACAAGCGUAUCCGAGAGGAUGGAGAAGAGGAGGAAGGCGAAGGAGAGGAUGCCGAGGAGGAGGAGCAAAAAGCCCCCGAGCUCAAGCAGGCGUCUCGCCGGGACAUGUAUACCAUCUGCCAAACAGCUGGUCUAGAUGGCCUGGCCAAAAAGUUUGGUCUGACCCCUGAGCAGUUUGGUGAGAAUCUGCGUGACAGUUACCAGCGGCACGAGACGGAGCAGUUCCCGGCAGAGCCACUGGAGCUGGCCAAGGAUUACGUGUGCAGCCAGUUCCCCACUCCAGAGGCUGUGCUGGAAGGCGCCUGCUACAUGAGGUGCGCAUCUGCACGAAUCGCCCAGUGAGCCUCUGAGGAGAUCCGAGCAGGUCCUCGCGGCAGACCUUCCAGGGAAAGGUAGAUCCAGACCAUCUCCCCUACCAAGAAGGGCAAGAAGGAUGUGGACGAGGCCCAUUAUGCGUACUCCUUCAAGUACCUUAAGAACAAGCCCGUCAAGGAGCUGCGGAAUGACCAGUUCUUGAAGAUGGGGCUGGCCGAAGAGGAGGGGCUCCUGACCAUAGACAUCUGCAUUGACAUGAAAGGCGUCGAGGGCUACGGUAGUGACCAGACCUAUUUUGAAGAGAUUAAGCAGUUCUACUACCGGGACGAGUUCAGCCACCAGGUGCAGGAGUGGAACCGGCAGCGCACCUUGGCCAUUGAGCGGGCCCUUAACCAGUUCCUCUAUGCUCAGAUGGCCAAAGAGCUGAAGAACAAGCUAAUGGUGGAAGCCAAGGAGUGUGUGAUUAAGGCUUGCAGCCGGAAGCUGAGCAACUGGCUCAAGGUGGCCCCGUACCGCCCCGACCAGCAGGUGGAGGAAGACGACGACUUCAUGGAGGAGAGCCAGAGCAAAGGCAUCCGGGUGCUGGGCAUCGCGUUCUCCUCAGCCAGAGACCACCCUGUGUUCUGCGCCCUGGUCAACGGGGACGGUGAAGUCACGGACUUCCUGCGGCUGCCGCACUUCACCAAGCGAAGAAAUGCCUGGAGGGAGGAAGAGAGGGAGAAGAAAGCCCAGGAUAUCGAAUCACUGAAGAAGUUCCUGCUUAGCAAGAAGCCCCAUGUGGUGACGAUUGCAGGAGAGAACAGGGAUGCCCAGAUGCUGAUGGAGGACGUGAAGCGCAUUGUCCACGAACUGGAGCAGGGGCAGCAGCUGUCCUCCAUUGGGGUGGAGCUGGUGGACAACGAACUGGCUACGCUGUACAUGAACAGCAAGAAGUCUGAGAAUGAAUUCCGGGACUACCCCCCUGUCCUGCGCCAGGCCGUCUCCCUUGCUCGACGCAUACAGGAUCCACUGGUUGAGUUUGCCCAGGUGUGCAGCUCGGACGAGGACAUCCUGUGCCUCAAGCUCCACCCUCUGCAGGAGCAUGUUGUGAAAGAGGACCUGCUGAAUUCCUUGUACUGCGAGUUCAUCAACCGCGUGAACGAAGUCGGCGUGGAUGUCAACCGUGCCAUUGCCCAUCCGCACAGCCAGGCCCUCCUGCAGUACGUCUGUGGCCUGGGGCCGCGCAAGGGCACUCACCUGCUGAAGAUCCUGAAGCAGAACAAUACGCGGCUGGAGAACCGAACACAGUUAGUCACCAUGUGCCACAUGGGACCAAAGGUCUUCAUUAACUGUGCUGGGUUCAUCAAGAUAGACACAGCAUCGCUGGGAGACAGGUUGGUGUCGGGCUUGAUACUGUGUUUAAGAUAUGGCAAUCAGAACCAUACACAGUAUUCCAAAUUUAGCCACGGAGACUUUAGUGAAAGCCCAAACUUUGCUAACAGAAUAGCAGAUCAAACUAGCAACUGUUCCUUUGUUUGCGCUGUAUGGUUUUGCAAGUCCAACUGUUUCCACCCUUACCUGCAACCCGCCCGGUUACCGGCCGGAGUGCUGGAUGGCUCAAGGGUUCUGCCAGAAACCUCUGAAAGACCCAGGAAAAUGGCUAUCUUGGCCUUAAGGUGGCAAUUACGGCCAGAGAAUGCCAACCCUGCUGGUGCCCUGGAGGAGAUUCUGGAAAACCCGGAACGUCUGAAGGACCUGGAUCUUGACGCCUUUGCUGAAGAGCUGGAGAGACAGGGUUAUGGAGACAAACACAUCACCUUGUACGACAUCCGUGCUGAACUAAGCUGCCGCUACAAGGACCUAAGGAGCCCAUACCGGUCCCCAAAUUCUGAAGAGGUCUUCAACAUGUUGACGAAGGAGACACCCGACACAUUCUACAUAGGGAAGCUGAUCAUGUGCAACGUGACAGGAAUAGCUCACCGACGACAUUUGGGAAGCUACGACCGAAGCGAUGGGGACGACGAGACGGGCCUCUGGCGGUGCUUGUACUGUCAACGGGACAGCUUUUCCGGGCUCAGCUUGGCAGAACUAACUUCGGGUCUCGUCUCUGUCCCCCACUCAGGGAUCACCCCCAGCAGUAGCAGCCGGACCAGAACUCCAGCCUCCAUCAACGCUACUCCUGCCAAUAUAAACCUAGCAGAUCUGACCCGAGCUGUGAACGCCCUGCCGCAGAACAUGACCUCCCAGAUGUUUAGCGCCAUCGCCGCCGUGACCGGUCAGGGGCAGAAUGCCAACGCCACACCUGCCCAGUGGGCCUCUAGUCAAUAUGGCUAUGGAGGCAGCGGAGGCGGGAGCAGCACGUACCACGUCUUCACAACUCCGGCUCAGCAGCCAGUGGCUACCCCCCUGCUGACUCCCAGCUACUCGUACACAACACCCAGCCAGCCAAUCACAACCCCUCAGUAUCAUCAGCUUCAGGCCAACACUACACCACAAUCCACCCAGUCCCAGCCGCCAUCUCAGCCUUCGUCCAGUUCUGGGCAAAGACAGCAACCCAAAUCCAGCGCUCACACAGCCAUCGACUGGGGCAAGAUGGCCGAACAAUGGCUGCAGGAGAAGGAGGCUGAGCGGCGGAAACAGAAGCAGCGGUUGACUCCGCGCCCGUCUCCCAGCCCCAUGAUCGAGAGCACCCCCAUGUCCGUCGCUGGAGACGCCACCCCGCUGUUGGACGAAAUGGAUCGGUAGCUGUCCCGCCCCUUCGGCUCCCAACGAAGCGAGAGCGCCAGCGGAGACCAGCUCUUCUUCCUUCCUUAGUCUUGUUACUCCCUGUUUGUUUUGUUUUUUCGGUUUUUACAUUGAACGGUGGGACACCAGGGACGCUGGGGCAGCGCCGUUCUUGUGGCCAGUGCCUUGGGGCCACGUGCGCAGAAGCAGUGUCCAGAUUGGCUGAAUCCUUGGUUCACGUUUGGCUGCCAUGGCUGGUAUGGGCGGACCAAGCCUUCCUUUCUGAGCGAGGUUUUCUUUCUAGCCCUGGUCUUUACUCCUAAUAGCUGAAAAAUAAAAAAAAAUUGAAGCAAGGGGUUAUGGGAGCAUCCUCUGCCAGCGACUGGGCCGGAGAAACCCAUUGGUCAGUCAGUCUGGGAGUCUGUCUCUAUUUCUCCCUUGCCUCCCCUCCCCGCUCUUAGCUCAGUGGGCACCAUUGUACGACUAAAGGGCUUUGCUUCAGGAGACCCUCCGCCUUGCCAGAGGACCUCAGUUGGAAGGGCACCGGGUGUAGCCUUCGCCCUCAGCUCAGUUCCAAUUGGCACUCCUGAGGACAAUAUUUAUUCAGUUGUAUUGCUUAAGAACGAACACGAACUUCGGCGCUAAACCCCGGGCAACGGCGGCUUUUGUUGCCGAGCCGGGAGGUCCUGAGAGCUUCUGUGCACCCGGCGGUGUGGCUUGAAUGCCAAGUAGUCUGCGUCCCGUCCCCCCCACCUCUGUAUCGACUCAUAACAGAACCGAAGGAAUAAAUGGUGUUUCUGCUGAACUUUCACAGAGGUUCUCUCCCCGCUCCCGGCCAAGUGUGGCAGAGGGAGCUGCGGCGUAACCCGAUUUCCGCGAUCUUCGUACAAGCCCCGGUGAACUAACCGGUGAUUUUUCUUCUUCUUUUGCCACCAAAAGUUUGUCUUGGCGUUCAGCAGCUUCGGAAGGAAGCGACCCUUUUGCAGCAUACUGGACUAGAAUGCGAGAGGGAUUCUGAACACUUGGCAGUCGUGAAUGCGGAAAGGACGUAACCGCGGUGGGGCGCGAGGAAGCAGGAGCGACCGCCCCUCCUUGCUCAUAGGUUUGGUGGGGGCAGCUGGCAGGUCAACUGGGGAGAAGGGAUCUGCCCUUGCCCUCCCCGCUGGUGGGGUGGCACGGGCUCCCCCUUUUGCCAGUGAGGUGACCCCGGGAGCUGGCGGAUUCGAGGAAGACAAAGAGGUUCUUUGCUCUGGCCACGCUCCUGCAAAAACUAUCCACCCGAUCUUUGGUGUCCCUUGUGGUUCUCCCCUCCCCUUAUCAAUAAACUUCCUUUUGGGAUGUCGCCUGUA